Molecule: messenger RNA, 2562 nt
Organism: Peronospora matthiolae
Lineage: Eukaryota; Oomycota; Peronosporomycetes; Peronosporales; Peronosporaceae
Source: the annotation of a GenBank genome assembly
AUGGACGCCUCCUCCCUCCGCAUCUCCAAGUUCGAUGGAACUAACUUCCACGCCUGGAAGUUCAAGAUGCAGAUGGUGCUGGAGGAACGGGACCUAUGGGAGGUCGUCAGCGGUGAGAUCAAGGCGGAACAGUGCGAGACUCAGUUGGACCAAGCGACGUACAAGAGGAAGUCAAGAAAGGCGAUGGCAGUGAUCUGUCUAGCCAUGGAAGAUUCCCAGCUACCGUUGGUCCGGUCGGCAAGUGGUGCAUGCGACGCAUGGUCAAGGUUGGAAGACCACUUCGAGAAGAAGAGUCUUGCCAACAAGCUGUUCUUGCGCCGUCGCUUCUUCACGACAAUGAUGGAAGAAGGCGACGAUGUGCUCGAACACAUCAACAAGCUCAAGACGCUGGCGGAACAGCUAGAAGCGGUGGGGGAUCCAGUCUGCGAGGACGAUCUGGUGAUCACACUCCUCGGCAGCCUGAGUGACUCGUAUCAAUUCUUGAUCACAGCUUUGGAGUCGCGCUCAGACACUCUUAGCUGGGAGCUCGUGACGUCUCGACUGCUUCAUGAAGAAAUGAAGCGGAAGGAGCAAGGAAGUAAAGGUGAUGAAGCUUCGCAAGGUCAAGCGUUCAUCACAAGGGACAAUCAGUGCAAAGGGCGACCAGUGAAGAAGUCCUGGCCGUGCCACAAUUGCGGAAAGAUUGGUCACUGGAUGGCGGAGUGCCCCUCGCGCAUCCAAGAAAACACGGAGAGACACCGGCCACAGCGUGCUCAAGACAGCGGCGACCGCUAUCGAUCACAACGUGCAAACGUCGCUCAAGAAGAAGACUCGGGCGACUACCUCUUUUCGAUCGGUGAAACGACAUCUGCGAAAUCGAGCGACAUCUGGCUGGUCGACUCCGGGGCGACGCAGCACAUGACGUGCUCCAAGAAGUUCAUGCGGAACUACAAGGGGUUUGACGCUGUGGAUGUCCAUCUCGCGGAUGAUGGAAUCGUCCAAGCAAUCGGCAGUGGGGACAUUGUCAUGUCGAUGAAGACACCCCAAGGGAUGAAGAAAGGUGUGCUCACAAACGUGUGGCACAUCCCAAAGUUAUCCAGAAACCUGUUCUCGGUCGGCCGCUUCACCAAGGAUGUCAGCCCAGUGACGUUCACGAAGGAUGGGUGCUAUGGAGAAGCGAAAGGGACCAAGUGGAAAAUUGGUGCCCGUGAAGGUAAAGGACUGUUCAAGCUGCAAAUGACUCCAGUGGCGCCGGAACAAGCAAAUGCAGCCAAGUCGUCGGGAUGUCAAGGGGGCACCAAGUCGUACCUCUGGCACCUUCGGCUUGGCCACAUAGGUCACGAUGGACUCAAUUGCAUCGUGACGAAGAACAUUGGAAUUGGCAUCGACAUAUCUUCGGUGAAGAAGUGGGACGUGUGUGAAGGUUGUGCUCUGGGAAAACAGACUCGAGUGCGCUUCCAAUCAAACACUACAGCUCGCACCUCCAAACUCCUCGAAGUGAUUCACAGCGACGUAUGCGGACCGAUGUCGAUGGCAACUUUCAGUGGAAAACGGUACUUCGUGACAUUCAUUGAUGACAAGUCAAGAUACUGUGUCGUCUAUCUGCUCAAGAGCAAAUCUGAAGUUGCGGCGAAGUUCAUGGAAUACGCUGCGAUGGCCGAAACGCAAACCGGAAAGCGCGUGAAGUACCUUCAAAGCGACAAUGGGGGUGAAUACAAGUCCGACAAGCUGGCACGAUUCUGCGCGGAACGGGGAAUACAACAAAGGUUCACACCCCCAUAUACUCCUCAGCUAAACGGAGUAGCUGAGAGAAUGAAUCGCACGCUGGUCGAGUGUGCGCGUUGCAUGAUGGAACACGCUGGACUGGGAAAGAGCUACUGGGGUGAAGCAGUGAUGACGGCGAUGUUUCUUCGAAACCGCUGUCCAACACGUGCCAUUCACCAAGACAAGUCUCCAUAUCAAGUGUGGACGAUGAAGAAACCGAUUCUGACCAACCUUAAAGUGUUUGGAUGCCACGCGUAUGUUCAAGUGCCUCAAGACAAACGCGCGAAGUUCGACUCCAAGUCAUCACUCUGUCGUUUCCUGGGAUACGCCGAACACCAGAAGUCAUAUCGAUUUGAGGAAGUGUCAACAGGAGCGAUCAAGAUCAGUCGCGAUGCCACAUUCAUGGAAGACAAGUUUGAUGAAGGUCCGCGCAACUACAACGAUGAGUCAAGUGUCGUUGAGUUUGAUGAUCAUGAUGAGGACGAAGAAAAAGAAGAAGGUAAAACUGACGACGACAUGGACUCGAGCGACGAUGACAACGAAGACACCAGGUCUUCGAAGAGCAACAUCAAGAGACACACGCGCACUCAAUCACUUGAGAAAGCUACCGUCAUUCCAAGUCCCAAGCGAAGAACAUACAGAGGUCCGUCGCUUGAGCAUGUGUCAGCGGCUGCAAUGGAUUUUGAAGCAGCCUACAUCGUUGAUUCAGUGGGGGAAACGCCGACUACAUUCAAGUCGGCGAUGGAAUCAAGCGACUCCGGCAAGUGGAAAGAAGCGUGUGACUCGGAGUUCGACUCGCUUCAGAGAAACGACACGUAG